Messenger RNA from Oppia nitens, 969 nucleotides. RefSeq lists its product as uncharacterized. NCBI's taxonomy places the organism in Eukaryota, Metazoa, Arthropoda, Arachnida, Sarcoptiformes, Oppiidae. The record is from RefSeq and is a predicted model, not a curated record. The transcript is spliced from 2 exons. The coding region runs from base 177 to 863 and encodes 228 amino acids.
UAGACUGCAUGUCUCGCGAAAGUCAAACUUAUUGUUACUUUAAAAAGAAUUUUCGUUUUGAGGACAAAGUGUUUGACUAAAAAAAGACCGAAAGUUUUUCUGAAGACAUACUUUUUAAUACUUUGUUUAAAUCUCUUUUGAUUAUCUGCUAAUCCUGUAAUCAAUACUAUCAUAUAAUGCCGACAACGAAAAAACCAAUGACGAGAUCAACUACUGUGGCGGCGACGGCCGAGACAGUGACCACCGAUACCARUGACCUAACAAUUCAGUACACAAACGAAGAGAUUUCWUCGGCCGAAACGUUGGUCUCUAUUAUGAACAGUGCCGACGGCGGAGAUCUAAUCAGUAAUGUGAUGACCAACGAUAAAUCCAUCUUUGAUGAGGUAGUGAUUGCCGGCAGAGACAAUAUGUUGGACAGCUGUGAUACCGCUGCGACAGAAACUAUCGGUACUGACAACRAAUCACUAAAUGACMAGAAAUAKGACAAUUCAUUGUCUACGGAAACUCCUGACCCACGAGUACUUCACAUCGAGUCUCCACCGAAAUACGUGAACAUUCAGGCCAUUAGUUCAGUCUCUGCUACGCAACAGCCACCGCCGUCGACAAGAUUACCGAUGAUGACCUCUCAGAGCUACGGCGGUUACGGCUACUAUCCGAUGGAUCCGUACAGCUAUUUGCCGUACUAUUCUAUGUAUUCUAUGUCUGCACCGCCACCGAUGCACACUAUGGGARCACCGGCACAGACAGUGCACCCGAACUAUGGACCGAUGCCUCCAAUACAGGCCAAUACCGCUCCCAAUGCUAACAGUCGUCAGUGUCCGUACUGUUUGGCCACAAAUUCAGCAAAUACUCAUAAAAUCUAAUUAUCAUAUUAUUCGUAUCGUUAUUACUAAAACAAGUUACCGUAUUUAUUAAUACUGUUAAUUUAAUUUAAUGUAUUUAAUAAAUAAAUAAUUUAGCAAUUUAUUU